Messenger RNA from Hypoxylon fragiforme, 1027 nucleotides. Its product is annotated as glycoside hydrolase family 11 protein. Gene Ontology annotation, molecular function: hydrolase activity, hydrolyzing O-glycosyl compounds. The transcript has 3 exons. Bases 116 to 817 code for a protein of 233 amino acids. Gene Ontology annotation, biological process: xylan catabolic process. Lineage: Eukaryota; Fungi; Ascomycota; Sordariomycetes; Xylariales; Hypoxylaceae. The record is from RefSeq and is a predicted model, not a curated record.
UAUGAGUGAGCGAGUGAAUGAAUGUUUUGCUUCGAAAAAGGUUGGUUGUUUGACCGAAGAAGACUAAAAUCGUCAACCACAUCGCAUCACAAACGCAUCUCAAACACCUACUGCCAUGAUGUUGUCCUCACUCUUCCUCACCGCCAUGGCCUUGAUCCCAACGGUCUUUGGCGCACCCUCGGGAUCGGUGCCUCAACUGGGAGAUCUUCUACACGGCGAUGAGAACAAGGGCAACGCGAUCCAGGCCCGUCAAGGAGGCUACUUCUGGUCCUCCUGGUCCGAGGGCGGCGGCACCUUCCGAUGCAACAACGGCGGCGGCGGCGCCUACAGCGUGACGUGGCAGAGCAGCGGUGGCUCGAGCGGCUUCGUGUGUGGAAAGGGGUGGAGCCCCGGAGGCAACAGAGCCGUCAAAUACGAAGGCACCUACACGCCCAACGGGCCCAGCUACCUGGCCGUGUACGGGUGGACGCGCAACCCGCUGAUCGAGUACUACAUCAUGGACGCGCACGGGGAGCUGCUGCCCAACGAGCCGUGGACGUCCAAGGGCAACUUCACGUUCGAGGAGGGCACGUACGAGGUCUUCACCAGCACCCGCGUCAACAAGCCCUCCAUCAUCGGCACCACCACCUUCCAGCAGUACUGGUCCGUCCGCUCCGAGCAGAGGGUCGGCGGCACCAUUACCACCGGCAGACACUUCGAGGAGUGGAAGAAGCUGGGGUUGAACUUGGGGGGGCAUGAUUAUAUGAUUGUCGCCACGGAAGGGUAUACCAGCGGAUCGACUACGAGCAACGGGACGUCUUCGAUAACUCUGAGUUAAGGAGAGGCCGGGUUGAACGUCGAGGAUCUUACUGCUGAGUCGUACAUGAGUCUUAUAGGCUAACUUGACGCCGGACGGGAAGUAAAUUGUCACAUAGUUGCGCAAGUCAAUGCACAUGUUCUUCUCGUAUAUCAGUGUUGCCCAUAAGAGGAUUGAUGUUUAGCUAGAAGUGAAUGGGAACAUGCCACCAAUGCACCAUGGGACUUGAGU